Eruca vesicaria subsp. sativa (arugula) is the source of this 322-nucleotide messenger RNA. The record is from the annotation of a GenBank genome assembly. Lineage: Eukaryota; Viridiplantae; Streptophyta; Magnoliopsida; Brassicales; Brassicaceae.
CUUCGUCAUUCUUUAACGAGAUCUCUCUCUAAUUCUUCAACCUCGACUUGACUCGAUUCGAUUUCGGCUUAGCUAGAGAGACAUCAUGGGGUUCUGGACACUAAUGGAAGGGUUGCUGCUAUUUGCAAACGCACUAGCUAUCCUCAACGAAGAUCGUUUCUUAGCUCCAAAAGGAUGGACACUCGCGGAGCUACACCAAACCGGCAAAAGAAACUCUCUCAAAGGCCAAAUCGUUGGUCUCAUCCACGCCUGCCAGUACAUGAGGCUUCCUCUCAUGCUCUUUAACUUAAUUGUCAUCGUCUUUAAGCUUUUCUCCGGUUAA